AUGGUAGAUUUUCAUAUCAGCAAAGUUCACGAGCUUAUGACGAACCAGAAGAACAUCAGGAACAUUUCUGUGAUAGCACAUGUCGAUCACGGGAAAAGUACACUGACAGAUUGUCUUGUGAUCAAGGCAAAGAUAGUUUCGAAGGAUUCUGGAGGAGGCAGGUACAUGGACUCUCGUGAAGACGAGCAGCAAAGAGGAAUUACUAUUAAGAGUUCGGCAAUAUCUCUGCAUUUCCAGAUUGAAAAGGAUGUUUUGGAAGCAUAUACAAAGAAGGAAGAUACCAACGGAACCGAGUUUUUGAUCAAUCUAAUUGACAGCCCAGGGCAUAUGGAUUUCAGCAGUGAGGUUACAGCAGCACUUCGAGUGACCGACGGGGCUCUUGUUGUUGUGGACUGUGUUGAUGGAAUUUGUGUGCAGACGGAAACGGUGCUUGGGCAAGCCAUGGGAGAGAGAAUAAUUCCAACUCUUGUCCUCAACAAGCUCGACAGAGCUAUUCUCGAGUUGGAGUAUCCCCAAGAGAAGCUUGGAGAGGUUCUUAGGAGAAGGGUGGAGGGAUUCAAUGCCAAGCUCAGCACUCUAGGAUACAACUUCAAGGUGGAGUCUCUGAUGCCCGAGAAGAAUGAUAUUUCGUUCUGUUCUGGACUACAGGGAUGGGGAUUUACCCUCAGGCAUUUUGCAAGGUUCUAUCUUGAGAAAUUCAACAUGAGUGGAUUUGAGGGAGAAAAGAAGCUGACAAACUUCCUGUGGUCCCACAAGGUGUCCUGUACAUCAGACGAUCCGUUUGAUCCAAACAUCAAGCACAUUGCCAAGCCUAAUCCUGCACGAUCUCCUUUUGUUGUGUAUGUGUUAAAUCCAAUCUAUAAAGUCAAGGACUUUUGCAACAACGGACAGAUUGAGGAAAUUAAGGAAUACCUGAAAUUCUAUAAGGUAGACUUUAAGGGAGUUACACUCACUGGAAGUGGAAAGUCUUUGUUCAAGGAGGUUAUGAAGGCAUGGCUUCCUGCAGCAGACUGCAUCUUGGAGCAGAUUGCGCUCAAACUUCCAUCUCCGUUACAAAGCCAGAAGCUUCGAUAUGACUAUCUAUACGAAGGCCCAAAGGAUGACGAGGUAGGAACUGCUAUCAUGAACUGUGAUGCAAGCGAAGAAGCUCCGGUUACAAUGUAUGUCUCGAAGAUGAUUUCCUCAAACGACAACCGGUUCAUAGCAUUUGGAAGGGUGUUCUCUGGGAAGAUAUAUCCAGGAAUGAAGAUUAGGGUCCAAGAGCCGGGAUAUACACCGUUGCCAGAGGAUUCUGAGGGAUCCCCUCUGCUCCACAUAAAGUCUGUCUUGAGAACUGUUGUUAUGAUGGGAAGGGGAUACAAGGACGUGCCCAACUGUCCUGCCGGAAACAUCAUAGGGAUUGUCGGGGUUGAUGACUGUCUGAAGAAGACUGGAACCAUAACAAACAGAAAGGACUCGUACAACAUCCGAUCGAUGAAGUUUUCUGUGUCCCCAGUUGUUAAGGUGGCUGUCUCCACCAAAAGGCCAGAAGAUCUUGGAAAGCUCCAGGAAGGGCUCAAAAAGCUUGCUCAGUCAGAUCCUCUUUGCCUGGUCGAGAGAAAUGACAAGGGCCAAAACACUAUAGCUUGUGCAGGAUCCCUACAUCUCGAGAUCUGCCUUAAGGAUCUCCAAGAUCAAUAUGCCAAGGUACCCAUCAUUUCCGAAGAUCCGUUGGUGACAUACUUCGAGGGCAUAUCAUCCUCGAUUACAGAGCCUAAGAUGACAAAGUCUGCAAACAAGCAUAACAGAAUUUACAUGACUGUUGAACCACUCGAGGAGAAGAUAGUUGACAAUCUGAAUGACGUCAAGUCCGACCAGAUCAAGACAAUGACAACCAACUUCCGAGAAAUGCUUGACAUAAGAGAUGACUGGAUCAAGAAGAUAUGGUGCUAUGCACCCGAGAUCAAUCCCUUGAAUCUUCUUGUGGAUGGAACAAAGGGAAUCUCUAUCAUCAACGAAAUAAAGGAACACGUCAACACAGGAUUCCGUGCAGCAGUCAAUGACGGUCCAUUGAUUGGAGAAGUCAUGCGUGGACUUAAGUUUGAGCUCAAAGACGCAGUCCUCCACGCCGAUGCAAUCCACAGAGGUAUCAACCAGCUGCUCCAGCCUGUGAAGAGUCUCUGCAAAGGACUCCUCCUUGCAGCAACCCCCAUUCUCUACGAGCCAAUAUAUGAAGUAGAGAUAACCUCUCCAAACGACUUCUCCGGAGCUGCCACCACUAUUCUUCUCUCGAAGAGAGGAACUGCAGAGGACUUCAAGACACUUCCUGGAAACGACACAACGAUGAUUACCGGGACUCUUCCUGUGAGGGAGUCCUUUACAUUCAAUGAGGACUUGAAGUCUAGGACCGGAGGAAAGGCCGGAGCAUCCAUGAGGUUCUCUCAUUACAGCAUCUUGCCCGGAAGCCUCGACGACCCAAAUUCCUUGAUGUUCAAGACCGUCGAAACUGUUAGGAAGCUCAAGAAAAUGAACCCCGAGCCUCCAACAGCAGACUCCUUCUUCGACAAGCUUUAA
This is a messenger RNA of Encephalitozoon intestinalis ATCC 50506, 2553 nucleotides long. RefSeq names its product translation elongation factor 2. The record is from RefSeq and is a predicted model, not a curated record. Gene Ontology annotation, molecular function: translation elongation factor activity; GTP binding; GTPase activity. Lineage: Eukaryota; Fungi; Microsporidia; Unikaryonidae. Gene Ontology annotation, cellular component: cytosol; ribonucleoprotein complex. The transcript has a single exon. Gene Ontology annotation, biological process: translational elongation. Bases 1 to 2553 code for a protein of 850 amino acids.